AUGCCGGCGCUCGUCCUCACGCGCGCGGGCUGGGCGCGCGCGAGCGACGUCGACGACGACGACGACGACGCGACGCGCGACGUCGCCGCGGCGCUGUGGACGACGACGACGUGGCUGGACAUGCUGAACGACGGGCGGCGAAACCGAGCCUUCGCGCGGGCGAUCGAACGCGACGUGACGCGAGGCGAUCGAUGCGUGGACGUCGGCGCGGGCACUGGGAUACUCGCGGCGAUGCUCGCGCGGGCGUGCGGACGCGAGGGAGGCGUGGUGGCGGUGGAGGAGUACGCGCCGUGCGCGGCGCUGGCGAGAAAAAUCGUCGGCGGCGACGGGAUCGACGUGCGGUGCGCGCGAAGCGAUGAGGUGGUGUGCGAGACGGAAAACGAAAGGUUUGACGUGAUGUGCGCGGAGUUGUUGGACUCGGAGCUCGUGGGAGAGGGAUGGUUGAAGACGGCGCGCGAGGCGAGACGAAGGCUGACGCGCGGACGAGGCGCGACGAUACCGAGACGAGGGAGGACGCACGCGAGGUUGGUGCGAUGCGAAAAGGCGGCGAAAUAUUACGGUGCGAUCGGUGACGCGGCGAGCGCGGCGGGGGAGGGGGUGGUGUGGUGUCGAAGCGCGAGGCAGGCGCACGCGCGCGCGUGGAGACGAGAGAUGGAAUCGUUAUCCGACGACGUCUUGGCGCACGAGUUCGAUUUCGAGAACGUGCCGGAGGAAGGACGCGCCGCGACGUGGGAACGCGAGUGGAAAGUCGUCGACACCGCCGGGCGCGCGGAUGCGGUUUUGGUGUGGUGGGAGGUGGACGUCGAUUCAGAGGGCGAUGCCCGGUAUUCGACGCGUCCGACGCCCGACGCUCCCUGGACGCACCAUUGGCGGCAAGUCUUGUUCGUCGUUCCCGAACACGCGCGCGGUGGAAUUUUGAAUGGCGAUGGAAAGGUGCGCUUUGUCGCCACGCACGACGAUUACUCGCUGAAAAUCGGGAUUCAAACGUCCGAGACUCUCGGCGCUCGGGCGGACGCCGCCGGCGUCCCGGACCCGCCCGUCGAAGCGCCUUGGCUCGAUCCAUUGAGACGGUGCGCGCGGGGAGAGAGCACGUCGUACCGUCUUCGCGCGGUUGGGAUGCGUUUGCCCGAAUUCGUCGCGAGCAAGGCGCGACUCGGCGUCGUGUGCGGCGUCGAUUUGUCGAGCGCCAACGCGCUCUUGCGUCCUGAAGACGACGACUUGCCCGACGACGCACCGAUCGGGUGCGAAAAGUUCGACGCUCCGAUUUCAUGGUUCCACGUGUUUGAGCUCGGUGGCGGUCCGCACGACGCCGACGCCGUCGCGACCUCGCCCGAGACGCUCUUUGAAUUCGGCGACGAAUCGUCCUCCUUCGCCGUCGGCGCUCGCGCCGUCGCGACGCUCCGCGCGGACGCCCCGUUCGACGCCGUCGUCGUCUACAUCGACGCCGAAGACGAUGUCGAUCCGUUCGAUCCCGAACGCGACGCGUUCGCCACGCCCUUUUCCAUCGCGAGACGUCGUCAAGGCGUUCUCAUCGUUCCGGAACGCUCUCGCGCUCCAUCGCUCCAAGUUUGGUGCGCCGCCGUUCCCGGCGACGAGGGAUUCCGAUUCGGCAUUCUCGCCUCAUCGUAA
Messenger RNA from Ostreococcus lucimarinus CCE9901, 1629 nucleotides. RefSeq lists its product with no specific name. The transcript has a single exon. Gene Ontology annotation, biological process: peptidyl-arginine methylation. The record is from RefSeq and is a predicted model, not a curated record. The coding region runs from base 1 to 1629 and encodes 542 amino acids. NCBI's taxonomy places the organism in Eukaryota, Viridiplantae, Chlorophyta, Mamiellophyceae, Mamiellales, Bathycoccaceae. Gene Ontology annotation, molecular function: protein-arginine omega-N monomethyltransferase activity.